CAUUCUAGAAAAGCUAUUUGUAACCCACCCAACUUGGAAAAUAUAGUAUAAAGUAUAACCACUUCCCUCAUUGCCAUAAGCCAUCUACUCCUUUCUCUAUCUCCUCUUUGUUUCUCAUCAUUCAAAUUCAGCAGUCAUGGCAGCCAUCAAAGCCCAUGGAAACCUUAUCUCAACACCUACAAACCGAGUUCUAGUUACCCUUUAUGAGAAAGAGCUUGAAUUUGAGUUUGUUUCUGUAGAUAUGAGUACUGGUGAACAUAAAAAAGAUCAUUUCCUGUCCCUCAAUCCAUUUGGUCAAAUUCCAGCUUUAGAACAUGGAGAUCUGAAGCUCUUUGAAUCAAGGGCAAUUACCAAAUUCGUUGCCUGCGAGUAUGCUAACAAGGGAACCCAACUGAUACACCAAGACUCCAAGAAGAUGGCAAUCACAUUGGUUUGGAUGGAGGUGGAGGCCCAACAGUAUGACCCAGUAGCUUCAAAGCUAGUCGGGGAGCUGGGAAUAAAGCCAUUGCUUGGCAUGGUUACAGACAAAGCAGUUGUGGAGGAAAAUGAAGCUAAGCUGGCUAAGGUUCUUGAUGUCUAUGAGAAACGACUGGCUCAUUCAAAAUACUUGGGAGGUGACUGCUUCACCUUGGCAGAUUUACAUCACCUUCCAACUCUUCAAUACUUGUUGGGCACACAAUCUCAAAAGCUCUUUGAUUCACGCCCCCAUGUCAGUGCAUGGGUAGCUGAUAUCACAGCAAGGCCAGCUUGGUUGAAGGUCCAAGCCAUGCGAAAGAAGCACUAAGGAGUUAGCUGCAGCCUGCUACUCUAUUUUAAUUUUUCUUAAAUAAGCAUGCCCUUUGACCCAUAUGUGUUUUGAGUUCAGUGUUACGAUCUCCUACUUCAAUGUGGGAUACUAUGUUUUUAGGAGCCUUAAGAGUCCACACUAGAUGUGGUAAAUGUGCCAAAUGCCAAAUAUUUGGCACAUUUGCCACACCAAACACAAAAAAACCCUCUUUAUCAGAUGUUCCAAAUGUUAUAAUUUUUGCAACAUGCUACAGUAUCAUCACAUAUUUGCCACUGUACGAACAGAUGUGGCAAAUACUUUUAUUAA
Quercus robur (English oak) is the source of this 1093-nucleotide messenger RNA. RefSeq names its product glutathione S-transferase-like. Gene Ontology annotation, molecular function: glutathione transferase activity; glutathione binding. The transcript is spliced from 3 exons. Lineage: Eukaryota; Viridiplantae; Streptophyta; Magnoliopsida; Fagales; Fagaceae. The coding region runs from base 137 to 784 and encodes 215 amino acids. The record is from RefSeq and is a predicted model, not a curated record. Gene Ontology annotation, cellular component: cytoplasm.